GGCCUCAGAGAUGACGGCGAGCUAUAUAACAUUAACCCUGGAUUCUGAACAUCGACUGAUGACACAGGACAGCAAACACUACCAGGAGGCCCUGGAGAGUGUGGUGGAGAGGAAGUCAGUGAUGGAGGAUGAUGAAGACAAGGAACAGACUCUCUGUGCAGAGAAUCAGGAGGAAGACCACCUGAAGAAGCCUCGCAGAAAGGACACACCCGUCCUCAACUCUCCUCCACAUAUACCAGGAGUGAAACUGCUGAAGGUGGAGAAGCAAAUGGUCCACUUAGAGGAUGAGGAAAAGGAUGUCAAGAAUUAAUUUUUAUUUUGUUGUCAAAAUAUAUUUUUAUGUUCACAGUCUCAUUAAAUGUUGCUUUGACCAAAAAUUCAAUUUUCACAUUGUGUCUUUUUCUACUCCCCUCACUGCACCAGAAUUAAAGAAAGAUAAUUUAAUGUUUUUGUGGUGGUACUUCAGUUCCCUGACACAAAUUUACAUUACUCUUGUGAAACACAUGAAAUUAAAUUUAAGUAAUGUACGAAAACAUCUAGGGCAUUGGGGUUAAAGUCACAUAUGGAAUACA
Messenger RNA from Lates calcarifer (barramundi perch), 572 nucleotides. Its product is annotated as protein phosphatase 1 regulatory subunit 17-like. The transcript has 3 exons. The coding region runs from base 11 to 310 and encodes 99 amino acids. Gene Ontology annotation, molecular function: protein phosphatase inhibitor activity. Gene Ontology annotation, biological process: regulation of phosphatase activity. The record is from RefSeq and is a predicted model, not a curated record. NCBI's taxonomy places the organism in Eukaryota, Metazoa, Chordata, Actinopteri, Centropomidae.